ACAAAUCCCACUAAAAAACAAACCCUCACAAAAAUUUCCCUCUUUCCUCUCUUUCCGCCUCUUUUGUUUCCUACCUUCGCUCAAAUAAUACCCCAGUUUUCUCCACGUCUUAAAAACCAAUCCAUUCUCCUUAACACUUUGCCACUGCAGUGUUCUGCACAAGCUACCAACACACGCAGAAGACUCUCUCACUGAUAUGCUCUUCAACAUCUCUUCAUGUCCAGUGCCCACAUCCUACUAAGGUAUGGUAUCUGGGGCUAACCAUAACCAUAACCGCCAAGAAGAUGGGGAUAAGAACCCAGCAGCCAUGUCUAAAGGAGGAGCUUCGAGGUCGUGGGGCACCACCGUUUCGGGUCAAUCUGUCUCCACCAGCGGCAGUGUCGGCUCUCCCUCCAGCCGCAGCGAGCAGGCCAUGGCCACGCCGGCGAGCGAGACGGCUUUUCUUCGAUUGAACCAUCUCGAUAUUCACGGGGACGAUGCUGACGCCGAUGCCGGAUCUCAAGCCGCCGUUGGGAACAAAAAGAAGAAGAGAGGCCAGCGUGCAGUUGGAGGUGAUAAGAGUGGCAGAGGACUGCGCCAAUUUAGCAUGAAAGUGUGUGAGAAAGUGGAAAGCAAGGGAAGAACCACAUACAAUGAGGUAGCAGAUGAACUUGUAGCUGAAUUUGCUGAUCCCAGCACUAGUGUUGCAUCGCCAGAUCAGCAACAAUAUGAUGAGAAAAAUAUAAGGAGAAGGGUUUAUGAUGCCCUGAAUGUACUCAUGGCAAUGGAUAUUAUAUCCAAGGAUAAAAAAGAAAUACAGUGGAAGGGUCUUCCUCGUACCAGCCUCAGUGAUAUUGAAGAAUUAAAGGCUGAACGUCUUGGACUGAGAAAUAGGAUUGAAAAGAAGGCUGCCUAUUUGCAAGAGCUGGAGGAACAGUUUAUAGGUCUCCAGAAUUUGAUACAACGAAAUGAGCAGUUGUACAGCUCUGGAAAUGCUCCUAGUGGUGGCGUGGCUUUACCUUUUAUUCUGGUGCAGACACGCCCUCAUGCAACGGUUGAGGUGGAAAUAUCAGAAGACAUGCAGCUGGUGCACUUUGACUUUAACAGCACCCCCUUCGAGCUCCAUGACGACAAUUAUGUAUUGAAGGCAAUGAAUUUUAGUCAGAGAGCCCAGGGCAAUGAAAUGGCACCUAAUUUUUCUGCAGAUGGUGAAGGAUCAAGCAUGUACCAACAGCAGAUGCACCCUCCCCUGAUGUCAAAUACACCAAGUAGUAUGGCUCCUACCUCACCACCGCUUCCUGGAAUACUAAAGGCACGUGUCAAACACGAGCAUUAAUAACCGUGUUCCGUGCUGAGAACCCCCGGCAAUGUUUUCUUUAUCUGUACAUUAUGUAAAGUAAUUUGCCAGAAGUGGUCCAGGCCCUGUAGCUGUAGGAUGAUCCUCACCCCAUUACGUUUUCCCCCACAUUUUACAGUCUCCAAGAUUAGCUUGGAAUUCGUUUUUUUGCUUCUUGACCACUUCCCCAGGAGUAUUGAUUCUGGCAAGUCUCCAGUCUUACAUCUCCAUUUGCGAUUGUAAUUUGUUUUAAUCCUAUUUUGCUAGUUUGUGUGGGUCUGUAGAGAUUGUCCAGCUUUAGUUCUUCUGCACACGAACAACGAUGAGAUUAAAUCAAGAAUUAGGCAUUCACUGUAUAUUUCUUUUUAGAUUGUGGAAUUAUACAGACCAUCCCUUCUCGUCUCCUAGCUUCCUAACUUACUUUUGCAUGCCAUAAAACUUAAAUUUUCAG
Rubroshorea leprosula is the source of this 1766-nucleotide messenger RNA. The record is from the annotation of a GenBank genome assembly. NCBI's taxonomy places the organism in Eukaryota, Viridiplantae, Streptophyta, Magnoliopsida, Malvales, Dipterocarpaceae.